AUGGUUCGGAUAUAUGACGUCGACAGUUCUAUCAACAAUGGUACUACCUUUCAGAAUUUUACAAUCAACCAAGAGACAUCAGACAGCAAUGAUAAUUAUAUUAAAUUACCUGCCACACUGUGUGUAUCGGUAUCUCUGGUUAUACUAUUCGUCCUGAUUACAACUAUUGGUUUUAUCAGUAAACUGCGAAAUGGAAGACCACAACGUCAGAUGGUGAAGUUUAUUUUCCUCAGUGAGACGGUUUCAGUUUUUACGACUCUAUUCAUUUUCUUGGUCGUUCAUCUCGUCAUAGAUAGAACCGGAUGUUUCGUAGUCUCCAUCUUUUUACACUACUUAAUAUUGGUGACGAUUAUGUGGGGAAGUGUAGAUGUUUUAGGCUGUUACUUUGUCUACGUCAAACUACUUGGUCUAGAUUUUCUGGGAUAUCGAUGGAAAAUGCUGGCUAGUAGUUUAGUCGUACCUUUAAUACCAAUAAUCAUAAUAAUCUCAAUAGACGUGGAGACCUAUAGUAUCACCAACUCACAUAGAUGCUGGUACAAUGAUUAUGUGGUUUAUUAUGGGUUGAUUUUACCGAGUGCUAUAGUAACUAUCGUGGCUACUGUUAUAUUUACUGUAAUACUAGUUCAUACUAUUAGAUCUUCAUCAAAUACUACUCAGGGACAUAGAACUCGCAAGCGAAUAAUCAGGCGGGUUUGCAAAGUGUUCGGCAGCUUGGUGUUGAUUGGUACGUAUUAUGAUAAUAUAUCUAAAACAAGUUAG
Lottia gigantea (owl limpet) is the source of this 759-nucleotide messenger RNA. RefSeq lists its product as hypothetical. Gene Ontology annotation, biological process: G protein-coupled receptor signaling pathway; cell surface receptor signaling pathway. Lineage: Eukaryota; Metazoa; Mollusca; Gastropoda; Lottiidae. Gene Ontology annotation, molecular function: G protein-coupled receptor activity. The transcript is spliced from 5 exons. The record is from RefSeq and is a predicted model, not a curated record. Gene Ontology annotation, cellular component: membrane. The coding region runs from base 1 to 759 and encodes 252 amino acids.